Molecule: messenger RNA, 2197 nt
Organism: Helobdella robusta
Lineage: Eukaryota; Metazoa; Annelida; Clitellata; Rhynchobdellida; Glossiphoniidae
Exons: 8
Coding region: 293-2020 (575 amino acids)
Molecular function (GO): carbohydrate binding
Source: RefSeq, a predicted model, not a curated record
AGAAAGUUAAAGAGAACAUUUCUGUUGUUGUUGUUUGGUGUUUGAAAAUGCAAUCAUUCGAGUAACUGUUUGAAAAAUUUCUUACAACGACGAAGGAGAUUUUAAAAAGAUAGUAGAAGGAUGUCAAAUGAAGAAUAACUUGUCAGCUGUGUGCAUAGGAACGUUGUGAAUGACUCUGGCCCCUAUGUUCGUUCAUGGAGGUUGUAUUUUAAUUUAAAGAAACAAGAAAAGAGGUCACAUCAUCUCGACUUGAAACGUCACUAGUUCAUUUUUGGAAUGUUGAUGCGUUAAAAUGAAUUCAAGUUUCGCUGUGCUGAUUGUUGGGGUGCUGCAGCUGGUGGACGUCCUUCAUGCAGACGAUCUCAAGUAUCAUGAAGAUGACCAGAGCCCAGUCGUCACCUUGGAAACGUGUCAAAUGUCAACAAUGAAAAUCACGUGUCCAAGCCCUCAUGAUGACGUAAUCAUCGUUCAAAAUUCUCUUCUGGGCAGAAUGAAGACUGGAAAAUGUAUCCAGCAAUCAUUCGGUCACCUCAAUUGCUCCCUCGAUGUCAAACCGGAAAUGGAUGCCUACUGUUCCGGAAGAAGUGUGUGUCACGUGACUGUGGAUGACUCAUCAUUUAAACGCCCUACACCUUGCCCGGUCGACUUGAAAACCUACCUGCUAGUUCAAUACAAGUGCAUCAAAGUCAUGCAGCUACGUUCUCAAUGCCAUCCCGUGUUUUUGUCCUCGUCGUCGUCGUCCAGCCUACUAAUGAAAGAACAGAGUGGCUUCAUUUCCAGUGACAUGGUCAAAAAGUCCGGGUGUGGGCUGUCCAUGCGACCUCUGACACUGAAGGUCGGUCAAGGUCAACGAAUCAACCUGACCUUGCACGAUUUUAUGUUCGGUCUGCGCAAAACUCUGCGUGCGUUGGAGGGUUUAAAUAAUGCUGGGACGAAUGAGAAUGCAGAUAAUAAUGACGUCACAUUCAACCGGCCAAUCACAGCAUCAGAUAGACAUUUCAUGAACAGUGGCUCUUGCCGCAUCUACGCUACUAUCAAAGAGAACAAACCGAAAAUCUCAAUAUCAGGAGGAUCUUCAGUGUGUGACUCGCAAGGUUCAAAGGUCAACGUGUACGUGUCCGCCACUGAUGAGAUUCAACUGAGAUUCAUGUUAAGUACUUCUUCCUCAUCUUCAUCGUCGUCGUCGUCGUCGUCACCAACGUACGAUGACGUAUUUAAAGACCCCCACUUCCUCUUCGAAUAUUCAGGUUGCUUGGACGACGACUUACCGGCGGAUGCUUGGAAGAGGAAGGACAAGGACGGGAAGGUGGUCGUGUUGGGAUGCGGAAGUGACGUCACGUGGCAGAUGACCUGUCACCAUGGCAACCGUUGGCACGGUGUUAUGCGCAACUGCUCUACCUAUGCAGGAUCAUACUUGCCGUUCUUUCCAUCUUUUCCAAAAUUUUUUUCAAGUGCGAUCAUCAUCAUCAUCGCCGUCGUCGUUUGUGUAGCAGUUCUCAUCACGGGAGUCAUGUGCAUUAAAAGAAGUUUCAAGUCUCGUUUGGAGGCGAGGAGGAGAGGGCAGACGGCUGGUGCCCCGGUGGAGGUGGACAGGUCCCCUGUUGAUCCCGUUGACAAGCGGCUGGCUGGUGUGUACGACGACGAUGAUAGAGGCAACCAGUACGCCAGGAUGAAGAUGCAACAGCAGCAUCCACAAUAUCUACAACAUCCGCAACAACUGCUUCAUCAACAUUUCUUACCGCAGCUUUCACAGCAGCAGCCACGUGAGAUGAUAUCUGCGGAAGGCACAGGUUAUAGCAUCGACACGACAUUAGACCACAUUUAUGAAAGCCCAGAUCUGUUCAAAUAUCAAAGAGCAGCAGAUGUUCAUAGUGAUGAGAAUGAUGAUGAAAAUCUCAACGCAACCCUGCCACCCGUCGAACAGCCAGCGACAGCUCAGCGCAUGUUUGCACCUCCAGAUUCUUCUUCGAUCGUUCAACCAACUUCCCUACCUUUCCGAUUCAAUCAACAUUUUCAUUAAAUUAAAUUCUUGUCUGCUUGACAAAUUAUUUAUUCCAUUUGAUUAUUUUUUAAAGAUUUAUUUAAAAAUUGACAAAUUGAUAAUAUUUAAAAACUUCAUUCAAAAUUUUGUUUAAAUAGUGACAUUCUUUUUGGAUCAAAAAUUUUAUUUUAUGUUUGAAACUAUUCAUCAAAGCUG